Messenger RNA from Spea bombifrons (plains spadefoot toad), 684 nucleotides. It is a transcript of the gene RPL18, whose product is annotated as ribosomal protein L18. Bases 69 to 635 code for a protein of 188 amino acids. The transcript has 7 exons. Gene Ontology annotation, biological process: translation. Gene Ontology annotation, molecular function: RNA binding; structural constituent of ribosome. Lineage: Eukaryota; Metazoa; Chordata; Amphibia; Anura; Pelobatidae. Gene Ontology annotation, cellular component: ribosome; cytosolic large ribosomal subunit. The record is from RefSeq and is a predicted model, not a curated record.
AAGCCAACGCGAAUACCCCUCCUCCUUCCUUUCCUCCCCGAGAAGCCGCUGCUGCUACAGCCGCCAUCAUGGGAGUAGAUAUCCGCCACAACAAGGACCGCAAGGUGCGGCGAAAGGAGCCCAAAAGCCAGGAUAUCUAUCUGAGGCUUCUGGUUAAGCUUUACCGUUUCUUGGCCCGUCGUACCAACUCCAACUUCAACAAAGUUGUCCUAAGACGUCUCUUCAUGAGCCGCACAAAUAGGCCACCGCUCUCCGUGUCCCGCUUGAUGCGUAAAAUGAAGACGCCUGGACGUGAAAACAAAAUUGCAGUGGUGGUGGGAUGCAUCACAGAUGAUGUCAGGAUCCAAGAAAUCCCAAAGCUUAAGGUUUGCGCACUUAAAGUGACUGGUGGUGCACGCGACCGCAUUCUGAAGUCUGGAGGACAGAUCAUGACAUUUGAUCAGCUGGCUCUUGCUGCCCCCAAAGGCCAGAACACAGUUCUCUUAUCAGGACCACGUAAGGCACGUGAGGUGUACAGACACUUUGGCAAGGCACCCGGUACUCCCCACAGUCAUACCAAGCCCUACAUUCGCUCCAAGGGCAGAAAAUUUGAGCGUGCCAGAGGACGCAGAGCCAGCAGAGGAUACAAGAACUAGAGUUUUUGUCUAUGCUUUGUACACAAUAAAAACAAAUUCAAGUCUUCAA